UCAUCCUGCUGUGCGCCACCCCCUCCUUCACCACCAGCUGCCCCAAAGGAAUCCCAGGGCCAGGAAUGUACAGUAAUCAGGCAGCCCAGGGCCCACGACACCAGGGACCUAUAUAAAGUGAAGAUACCCAGGAGCCUUGCCUCCUGGACCAGAACCCAAGCAGCUCUGCCCAGCCCAGCACCAGGGCCCAGAGAUCCAUCAGUCCUCCUGGGAACAGACCACGACACAAUGAGACGUCUCCAGGCCCUGCCCUUCCUCCUCCUCUUCUUCUUCCUGCCACUGGGCACCUGCUUUCCCCUGCUGGCCAGAAGGGGAUCCUCAGAUGCUGCAGGUGUCAUUGGAACCAGCAUGAGCUGGGCCCACCUGGCAGAAGGACGCAGACCCCACUCUGGGCGGAGUCCCUCCAGGCCAAAUAUACUGCAGCCACAGGCCCUGCUGAUGGUGGCCAAGGAGCUUCAGGCCUCGCACAAGGAGCACACCGGAUUCCGUCCGGGGAGGCAGGACGUCAGCGGCGAGGCUGCAGGCUUUCUGCCCGCCGACUUGAAAACCAGUGGCCCCUUGGGGAGCCUGGCAGAGGAACUCAACAGCUACAGCAGGAGGAAAGGAGGCUUCAGCUUCCGCUUUGGCCGGUGAGGGGCUUCUUUGAGGACUCUGCCCUCAUCUGUCAUCACUCCCCUGUCCUGUCCCCAGCCUCGAGGAGCCAGACACUGAGAGGGCAAAGGCCUUUAGUGUUGGCUAGACGUGUGCUUAACUUUUCAUUUCUAAUUUAGCUAAAGCAAAAAACCUGGGUGUUAAGAAAAUAAUAAUAAUAAAGGAAAAAGAACAAGUCCUGGCUUGGUUAAUAUGUCAGUGUCUUCUGGUCCUGAUCCAGGACCCAGGCUGCCUCUGCCUCAGCCUCCCGCUUUCCUCCAGGUCUCCAGGGGCAGGGUGCUGAGGCUGUGUGGGGCCACGAAUGGAAUAGGUGGACUGAGAGAUUACAGCGGGUAAAUCAAAGUUCUGACAGUCUCCAUAGGGACGCUGCUAGCCGACAUCUGAAGUCUAACUGUGAAUGAGUACACUCCAGUGUCUACAGAGUAUGGUUCUGAAAGUUAAAAAUGAAGGAGGGAAAAAAACCCAAACAAACGGAAAACAGUAAGCUCGCUCUCCAUGCCAUUAGCACAAGAUGCCUCUGGCAAGAAAUGCCUGCGGUGGGUGGCGAGGAGCUGCCCUUUGGACAGCCUGCUCUUCCCUCUGGCUGCCCAAUCCCUCUGGCAGCUGACCUUGUCCAAGUGUGGUCGCCUUUGCAAAGCCAAGGGCCUCAUGGGAGCUGAUCUAGGAAAGGGAUACAUUUGUGCUAAGCA
Messenger RNA from Nannospalax galili (Upper Galilee mountains blind mole rat), 1340 nucleotides. It is a transcript of the gene Qrfp, whose product is annotated as pyroglutamylated RFamide peptide. The transcript is spliced from 2 exons. NCBI's taxonomy places the organism in Eukaryota, Metazoa, Chordata, Mammalia, Rodentia, Spalacidae. Bases 229 to 633 code for a protein of 134 amino acids. Gene Ontology annotation, molecular function: orexigenic neuropeptide QRFP receptor binding. The record is from RefSeq and is a predicted model, not a curated record.